Iphiclides podalirius (scarce swallowtail) is the source of this 720-nucleotide messenger RNA. The record is from the annotation of a GenBank genome assembly. Lineage: Eukaryota; Metazoa; Arthropoda; Insecta; Lepidoptera; Papilionidae.
AUGGAUUAUCAUUAUGAACAAACUAGUGAAAUAGAAGCUUUGGAUUCUAUAUAUUAUGGAGACAUGAAAAUUUUAGAGACGGUGCCAUUCCACAAAUUUUGUAUACCAAUUAUGUCGGAGGCCUUUGAAGGUACCGGCGAGGGUCUUGCUUGUCAACUUAUUUUCACAUAUACGUCUAAAUAUCCGGAUGAACUGCCUAUUGUAGAAAUUGAAAAUGAAGAGAACUUUGACGAUGUUGACAAGAAUGAAUUAUUAGAACACUUAAUUGAACAGGGGAACCAAAAUCUAGGUAUGGUUAUGGUUUUCACUUUAGUGUCAGCAGGGCAAGAAUGGCUGAAUGAGAAAUGGGACAGCAUUAAAAAGGAAAAAGAAGAAAAAGUUCUUGCUAAAAUUAGAGCAGAUGAGGAAGCUGAGCAGAAAAGGUUUGAAGGUACAAGGGUGACUGUAGAAUCCUUUUUGGCAUGGAGAAAACAGUUCGAAAGUGACAUGGGCAUUCCAGCUAAGAGGGAGAGAGAAGGAAAAGACAAAAAUAAGCUCACAGGCAAAGAAUUGUUCUUGAGAGAUACCACACUCAAUGAAUCUGAUCUUAAAUUCUUGGAUGAUGGUGAUGCUGUGAAAGUUGAUGAAUCCUUAUUCCAAGAUUUGGACGAUUUGGAGCUUUCAGAUGAUGAUGAGGAUGAUGAAGACUAUGUGCCUGGUCAGAGCGGCAGCGAGAGUGAU